Adineta ricciae is the source of this 975-nucleotide messenger RNA. The record is from the annotation of a GenBank genome assembly. Lineage: Eukaryota; Metazoa; Rotifera; Eurotatoria; Adinetida; Adinetidae.
AUGUCGAAGGCAACUCGCUCAUGUUUUGAAGAUUUGGCGAAUGAACUUCUACUCGAAAUCUUCGAUUAUCUUGACUGGAUCAAUCUGUUUUCAGCUUUUUAUGGUCUGACCAAACGAAUUAAUCAUCUCGUGACAUGUAUUAACACUUUAUCCAUUUAUUCGAAUUAUUUGAUCAAUCAGUCCAAUAUUGUCUAUCUUUGUUUUCAGGAGUUUCCUUUGACAGAAUUCAAACAAAUUCAACAUUUCAAACUACUCUACGAUAAUCCGUAUGACGAAUCAUUAAAUAUUGCCAAAUAUUUCUCUUCAUUUCGAACGCUGAUCUCAUUACAUAUUGAUGCGAAUGUCAUUGAAGAUGGUAACUGUACUAACGAAUUCUUGGAGAUCAUUUUCCAUCAAAACUGUCCUUUUCUUCAACGAUUGUAUUUGCAUGGAAAUGUCUUUGACCAAGAUUUAAAAAGUAUACAAGGUGUUUCAAUUCAACUCUUAGAUCAAUGCAGUCGACUUCAUUCUUUUUCUGCCAUGCUUUACGACUAUCCAACUGAAGAAAAUGUAACAGCGCUAGCUAGUCAAAUGCCAGAAUCAAUUCGAGUGGGUCUGCCAACCUUGACGAACCUUAGUCUGGGAGAAAAGAAUCGCUUUCACAAAGAAUCAACCAGUACAUUUCUCGAAUUUCUUUUACCUCGUUGUCCGAAUCUACGCACAUUUCAUUUCGAUAUCCAUUGCAACGACAAUGGGGAUUGCGAGAAAAUACUUCAUCCUGAUUGGUGGAAAUAUGCGCUUCGGUCGAAUAGUCAUCUAGCUCACAUUGAUUUUCGCCUGUCGUGGUGGACGAGGCACAUUAUACACAAUGGUUAUGAAAAAAUUCAACGUUUUCGAGAGUCGCCGUUUUUCAAUCAACUUAAUACCACUAUGACACAUACAUUUAAUAGCGAAUUUAUGCGCUCGAUGGACUACGAGCUGUUCAUCAAAAACUGA